Messenger RNA from Bactrocera oleae (olive fruit fly), 7923 nucleotides. RefSeq names its product Posterior sex combs (gene Psc). The record is from RefSeq and is a predicted model, not a curated record. Gene Ontology annotation, molecular function: promoter-specific chromatin binding; metal ion binding. Gene Ontology annotation, cellular component: PRC1 complex. Lineage: Eukaryota; Metazoa; Arthropoda; Insecta; Diptera; Tephritidae. Gene Ontology annotation, biological process: negative regulation of transcription by RNA polymerase II.
GCAGAAGUCGCUGCCUCUGCGUUUGUAUAUAGAAGCAAGCGCUGCGGGCUGACUAUAUAAAAAGUUAUAUAUAAAUGAAAUUGAGUGUUUUCGAGACGGUUUAUGGUUCAUGGUUACAGCGAGUCAGAGCGUAGCGCUAGAGCUCAUUUCGAGACGGAACGUUAAGUUGUGUGGUAACAUUUUAUUAUUGACGGGAAAAUUAGUGUUUCUCGCCUUUACAAAGAAAACAUAUAGCUUCAAAGAAAUUUCAAAUGUUCAAAUAAAGUAAACAAAUUUUGCAACGAAAAAAUUAAGAAAUAUUAGAAACAGAAAAAAAUUAUUAUAUUUGCAAACGUUAAAAAAUAUCAGGUUUAUAAUAAGGUGGAAAUAACAAAAAAUUAAAGUAACGCUGACUAAAUAAGUGAAGGAGAAGCAGCUACAGGCCAGACAAAUGAAGCUGUUCAUAUGCCGAAGAGUGCACUUUGCAUGUAUAUAUAUAUAUUUGUGUGUGUAAGUGGAAUACUAAUGUCGGUAGUGCUGCAAACGUCGCCGCAGUCAAAAAACGCUUCGGUUGUCGCAAAGUCGCUUUAGCAACGCUGCUAUCGUGUUUGAAGAGAACAAAUACAUGUGCACGCAUAUACAUACAUAAAUAAGUGUGUAGCGCCUCUCUAUAACGCCAGGGUGCUUGUGCGUUGAUAAUAAUUUUUUCGGAGUAUUUCAAAUACGGUUGUCACGUUUUUCGACGGCAGACUGCCAGCUACCUCUGACGUUUCAUUUUACUGAAUUGUGCUUAUGGUAUCUGUGUGUGUACAAAUCCAACAACAACAGCAACAUAAAUUAUAUGUAUGUUUGAGUGAAUGUUGUAACGUGCGGGUAUAAAAAAAGCAAAGUAAGCGAUAAAAGUGUACUUAAAGCAAAGUAGUGGAAAAUAAAUUGAGGAAGCAGAAAAAAGUGCAUUUAGUGCCGAUAUUAUUCAGUGUGUGUGAAGAAAGGAAUAGGAAAAAGUGAAUAAAACUAUUGCAAGCAUACAACAAAUAAUAAAAUUCAUAGCAGAUUAAAAUAAAACCUGCAAAAAGUGUUGUAAAAAAACAAUUAUAGUUAAUGAAUUAAGAAAAGUGCAUAAAUCAUGAUUUUGAUUGGUUAAGUUAAAAUGGUUAAGUUAAAAUGGUUAAAGUUAUAUACUUAAAACUACAAUUUGGAUUACAAAUGAAUAUUGUCUUCUCCAAUUUGGAUAAAUAACAUACACACAUAUAUGGAUAACGCAAUAUACGCAAUCAGCCUGAUAACGUAUUAUCUAAAUUUGUCUGUAUUCAUUACGAACAGAUUAGCGCUCUACUAGCUGCAUUGGUACUCCGUUACAAUUAGCGCACACGUUCAUCGUGUUCAUUAAAGAUUUUUGUUACGUUCUUUUGUGGGUGACAGAAAGCAACAAUGUCACCAGUGCCAGGAGCCACAUCAGUUGUGGGCACUGCUCUCGCACCACCAUCUGCAUCGCCAGCAUCCACAUUUGUUACAACAACAACUACAACCAGCGCGGCCAUCACUUCGACCUCGCCUAGCCGCGUUCCAAUGGUGUCCUCGCAACAGCAACAACAACAAGGUGCACCUUCGCAGCAAUGCCACACUGCUACUGGUGGCAAUACAGACAACAAGAAUAAGCAGCACUUUAAUAACAACAACAACAUAAAGAACAAUAACUGUAAUAACAACAUAGUUGAGCAAAAUCACAACAAAAACAAAACCAACAAGUUAACCAUGCAACACAAUGGUGGCAUGAAUUCGGCGAGCAUGGAAAGUGUGCGCCAAAUGAAGCAUCAUCAACUGCAGCAGCAGAAACAACAACAACAACAACAGCAGCAGCAGCAGCAAACGAACAAAAAUACCAACAGUGACACCAAGGCUAAAAGCAAUGACAUGCAAAAACACACAAAUACAAAUACAACGACAAAAUUGUCCUUCACCCAUGCCACCAGCACAACGAAUGCUACCGUUAAUGGCGCAACUGCCAAAAGCGUGAACAACGCGCAAUUCUCCUCGCCUGUUGGCAAUGUUGUUGGCACGUCGUUACCGUCACCGUCACCAUUGCCGUCGCCGUCGCUGUCCGCGUUGUCGCCUGCGCAAACUAAUUGCAGCACUAAAUCACCGACGACAAAGACGACUACAAUGCCACAGCCGACAUCCUCCGCCACCGCCACAGCAGCCUCGUCCCCAUCAUCAACUACGAAUCCGUUGGCCUUGUCGGCCAUCACAAGUAAUGAUGCCACUUCAACACCAGAAGCAGCUCCAGCAGUAGCAUCAGCUGAAGUGGCAGCUGCAACAAGCACAAUAAAUGCGAAGACAAUAAUAAAAUCGGCUAUUAAUCAAAAUGGUGUGGAAAUAAAGGAGGAAUGCGAUCCACAACAAGUGAUCGUCAAGGUGGAGGAAACAACACCGAACACAACAACAAUUGCGAAAAUCACUACAACUACUGUUAAUCAAGUACCAACGCCCCCUACCCUGACAACAAAUCAAAAGGACACUGCGUCUGCGGCGCCGGCGGAAGCCAAAAAGAAAAAAUCUGAUCCACUCGUUACCGCCGACGAUGCGUCUGCGGAUAAUCUGAUUGUGGAUAAGCCGCGUAAAGUACUGCUGAGCGUCAUGAAUCCGCAUAUAAUUUGUCACUUGUGUAAUGGUUAUCUCAUCGAUGCCACAACCAUUGUCGAGUGUUUGCAUUCGUUCUGCCACAGUUGCCUAAUCAAACAUUUGCGGACUGAACAGUACUGCCCACGCUGUGAAAUGAUGAUAAACACGGCGAAGCCAAAUAUAAAGCCCGACACAACGUUGCAAGCCAUCGUCUAUAAACUUGUACCGGGACUCUAUGAACGAGAACUGAUGCGCAAACGCGCCUUUUACAAGGAUCGGCCGACCGAAGCCGCUAUGGCUACACCUGAGCAACGUGGCGAAGACACCGAACACCUUAUCUUCAGUCCCUCGGACUGUAUGUCCUUGUCGUUGGAGUUCGCGGACACAGAUGAACUUGUGCGUCGGAAUAGCGAUUACGGUGAAUUGUUGAAGCCACGUUACCUGCAAUGUCCCGCAAUGUGCACUGUUGGACACUUGAAGAAGUUCGUACAUGGGAAAUUCGAUAUCGAUACGCAGCGUUUCAACAUUGACAUAAUGUACAAGGUGAAGACGAUAGUGCUGCUCGAUCACUACACGCUCAUGGAUGUUGCUUACAUUUACACAUGGAAACGUGAUGCGCCAAUGCGUUUCUAUUUUCGUGUAAAACGAUCUUUACGUCCAAUUGUCAAGGCACGUAAACCAGCAGCCAUAAUGCCUGUAGCAAUACCAGUACCGUUAGAAAUUAAGGAUGAGGUUGUAGAUGCCGCAACAGCAUUGAAGCCACCGAAAAUUCCCGGUAACGAAAUUACACAAACCAUUUCACCCGUACCAGAUGCCAUGAUAACAAUUCCGAAACCAGUUGCAUCGGCCUUAACAACUAACGAGCAACUGAUUAUGACGCCGGAACAUAUUAAAGAAGAGAAAGUUGAAGAAGCUGAAGAAUCGAAAGCUAAACCGAGUGUUGAAGCAGUCGUGAAACCGGCAAAGCCAGCCAAAGUUUCAAAAGCUUCCGCCGUCAGCUCAAGUACAGAAAGCAAACGCUCACACUCCAACUCUUCGGCUGAGCGUAAAGCCGAGAAAGCGCUAAAUGCGCAUAACUCACCGAAGUCGUCCAAAGAGAAACGGGAUGCUAAGGAGGCUUUAAAGCAAGCCGCCGAACAACCACGUGAUGAACGUAAAGUCGAAAAUAUUAAGUUAAAAAUUGAUUUAUCGAAGCAUAAUAGUGUGACAAUUAUAAAUAUGUCCGAUCCGCAACGUCGUGAGAUUACUAAGUCUGUGCGCCCUGAAAAGGAGUGGAAACAGAAAAAUAAACGCGAUAAAGAGUCCAGUCCCAAGAAUUCACAGCACAGUGAACGCAAAACUAAGACACCCAGUCCGCUAACGGUACCGCCACUAACUAUAAAAGCCGAACAAAUUAGUCCACAGACAAAAAUAAGUCCAUUAGCGAAAAGUGCACCGAAACCAACUGAAAAGUCGCCUGUAUCUGCCUCAUCCAUUGAGGAGGAACAAAAGUCACAGUUCCUCAAGUCAUUUUCGUUGACGCCGAUCAAAGCUGUCAAAAACGAAGCACAUGAAAAAUCUCCGAAAUCCCCAAAAAGCAUUAGCUCUUCGGCGUUUACCCAUAAGGUGGUUGUUAAGUCACCAACCAGUGGAGCGCGCGAUUCGCUAAAGACGACAAUCAGCACCGUUUUUAAGGGACCCACCGUACCGUCUAAGCGCAAAAUUAAGGAACCUGUUAAGAAUGUGGCCAAGAAGCCGAAAUUGUCGCCGCCACUACCGGCUGAAGAUUUCAAAAUUAAAUUGCCGCCAAGUCCGAUUGCAAACACAGCCAAACCGAAUUCAUCUCCUAUCACUAAGCCGACUACUCCAGCGAAUGAAAAACCCCUUAUGCCACCGCCACCAAGAAGCACCAACAGCACUCCGUCUACCACAAGUUAUGCAGCUGUCACCAUAGCAACAACAACAACUAAUUCAAAAACUAGCCAAGUCAGUUCAACAACGGGCAGCCAAGCAAUUAUGCGACCACCAAUUGGUCUGCCGCCGAAAAAAGUUUCUGGAAAAAUUAGUGUUUCCGCAGCGCAUAAAAUUAAUUCUCUACCUCUACCACAGUCUGUGGCCCGCAUUGAGAUGGCUGCGCCUGGUAAUCGCACACCAAUUGCGAAACGUUACCAACCUAUUCUGCCGAAGUCGACGCGUCCUAAUCCGUUCGCUAACAUACCAAGUGACGUCAAUAAGUUGCUAAAGGACGCCGGUACUGAAAUUAAAUCAAUCGCCAGUAAUACAAAAUCAUCCGGGAAAGUGUACGGCCCAAAGACCACCACAAGUGGCACAACUAUCACCGCCGAUAAUAGUCUGAUGGGACCACCACCUGCGCCAAUAACCAAACCACAGUCUCAGAGUGUGAAUCAGCAGCGUCAUGGUAUUGCGAGCAGUGCCAAUAAAUUGGGCGCAAAGAAUGGCAAAACCAGUAAUUCGAAUAAUUAUCUGAACCUGGCGCUUUUUAAUGCUUCAAAAUCAAAAGGGAAUGAGGCUCCGCCCGGUUGUCGUACCCCUAUGUACACGCCAAGCUCGCCAAUAUACUCUCCCAGCUCUCCGCAGUAUAUGCCGAACUAUAACAUACCCACAGUACCAACUUACAAGUAUACACCGCGUCCAUCUGGCGGCAGUGGUAGUUUCUUGCAAAGUAUAUUAGGUGGUGCGAACAAUCAAAUGGCCGGACUUUUUCCAGCGCCACCCACUAUGAAAGAUAAUACCAACACUGGCACCACAAACGGUAAUAGCUCGCCCUCUCACAAUGUUAAUUACAAACCAAUGGAUAUUGGCAGCGGUCUACAAGGGACACCCAAACGAGUGUAUCCAUUCGCGCGCAGUCCCAGUCCAGAAGAUCCACCAGAGAAGCAAUUGAAAGUGAAAUCGUUACUCACUUCCUGUAACAUAAACAUUCCCUCAUCGCUCUCGAUUACCAUCACACGGGAAGAUAGCGAGUCGCAGACAAAUAAUGCUUCGCAUCCAAAACAUAAGAGCCCUGUGAAUAACUACAUUGAGAUCCUAAAGUUGCCCGAUCAAUCCAGUGAGACUUUGGAACAGAGCAAACGUGCUUCGCCACCGGCGCAGAAGUUACCAGCAACUCCGCACGCCUCGUCGCUAAAGUUGCUUAUGCCACCGUCGACGAAUGCAAAUACCACAAGCUCCCCUGGGAAACGUGACAACUCAGAAGGAAAAUCUACAAACUAUGGCAACACAACUUUAUCGCAAAUUACACAAAAAUCGCAAAGCAAUGCGUCAAAAUCAUCAUACAACAACAACACAUCGAAUAACGCGAAUAAAACACAAGCUGCCACCCAGAAUUCCACAGCAAAGUCAGCACAAUCGAAUUCUGCCCCAAGUCAGAUGAACCAAAAACACGCAAGUGACAACAACCAUCAAAAGUCCAAUAUGAAGGUGAUGGAGCCUCUGAAGUCACCACAAGCGGAGCAACAAAAAUCGGGCGCAGAGAAGAAAUCGCCCGUGCACAGCCCCGAGAAAAACAACGCGUCACCAAAUGGCAAGAAUCCACACAAGUCGCCAAACAGCUCCACCGCUGUCGAUGCGAGCAAAAAGUUCCGCCCAAUUUUGCCGCGACAAAAUCCUGCAUCUGCCAUACCUGAAAUUGUACCGCCGAAGGUAACGACUGGUAACAUUAUAGGCACUUAUUCGGCGCCAAGCGGUGUAGCGGUGAAAGUUCAUGCUGCUAAGAAGGUAUCGCCGCCUAAAAAAUCACCAGGUGCACAACAGCAACAACAACAGCCACAACCGCAAGCGGCACAUCAACAGCCUAAAAACGGACAAUCUCCAAACGCGUUAAGCGCCGCAAAACCCAACAUACCACAGUCCAACAAAUCCCCUGCACCUGCUCACCAGUCGUCAGCUAAGUUGUCAACAAACGCCAAGUCUGAUACGACGCCAGCAACUAUGGCGUCGCCGAACGCCAGCACCAACGCUAACAAGCUCGUACAUUCACCACACCCCAGCAUGCCCCCAGCCAUGCCAACAUUGCCAAGUCUACCAGCCAUGCCCAAUAUGCCGCCCACUGCGCUUCAAGUUGCCGCCAUGGCCGCUAGCUUACCCGGCAUGCCUACGCACUUGGGCGGCGUCUCCGCUGCCGACUUCAGCAAACUUUUCAAGGAUAAUCUGUUGCGCGCACAGGUGCAAGCGGCUGCGGCCGCCGCACAGCCCGGUGGCAUGUUCUAUCCAUACGCAAACGCGCAACAAUUGAGUCAUCACUACAGCUAUCAGCAGGCCUUCAUGCUGGAGCAAUUCACGCGCAUGCAGCGCGCCGAGGCAUUGAGCGAGUUUAUGCAAAAGUUUAAAAACAAUCCAGCCGAUAAGCUGUUAGAUAAUAGUGCUGGUAGCGUAGGCGGCAGCAAAGCGCUGGCUGUACCAGGUCCGAAAGCGUCACCCGUUGCGUCAACUAGCAGCAGCGCAACCACCAAGUCCAACGCGGGCAACACCAACACUACGACUACCGUUGUCAACAGCAACAGCAACAACAGCAGCAACGGUGGCGCAAACGUGGCGAAGGCCAAAUGAAAAUGAGUGUGCGGAAGGAGGUGGAGAUGCACUUGGAGAUGAAUGAACUUUUCCAAACAGCGCUUAUGGAAUUUAAUUCCCGCUGUGUGCGCGUGUGCGUUUGGCGGUUAGCCUAAUCAAUAAAAGAAAACAUUUCAAAUGAAAUAGACUUAGGUGUACGAGUACAUACACAGUACAUUAGUGUGUAUGUAUGUAUAUACAUACAAACAUAUAUCUUCGUUUAAUUAUAGUUUAGUAAUACUUUAAUUAAGCAGUAAGUUGAAAACUGUUUCUUGUUUAAAUUGGUUCUUGUUUUUGUUAUCCACUAUAUGGUAUAUUUGCUUAUUUAUUAUUAUUAAAUGCUAAAAUAAAACACUAGCUUCAAAAAGUAUUCGUCCACGAAUAUUGCGACAAAAUGUACACACACAUACUUACACGCAAUCUGUAUGUGAACAGUGUAGGCGUAAGCAGGGAAAUGUACAUAAAUAAAAUAAUUAUACGUAUGUAUGUGUGUAGUUUUACCCACCCUUAAACAACUUAUAAAUACAAGUAUAUCUGCGCCCCGUCCCUGACUGAAUUUUGUGAAACACAGUAAAUUGUAUUUUAUAUAAAAAUAAACAAAUCCCAUUUUUAGAAUUACAAUGAAAUAGAAAUAUGUAAGGCUAUGUAUAUAUGUAUGUUAAAAACUAAAUUUAACAACAAAAUUUAAAUGUAAAAAGAAUUAAUAUUUUCGUAAAAUUACGAAUAAUUAAGUGAUUUCAAUAAAAUAAUUGAAUUAUAUAUAAAAAUAAAAAA